Zophobas morio is the source of this 2968-nucleotide messenger RNA. It is a transcript of the gene Abd-B, whose product is annotated as homeobox protein abdominal-B-like. Gene Ontology annotation, cellular component: nucleus. Lineage: Eukaryota; Metazoa; Arthropoda; Insecta; Coleoptera; Tenebrionidae. The transcript is spliced from 7 exons. Bases 653 to 1819 code for a protein of 388 amino acids. The record is from RefSeq and is a predicted model, not a curated record. Gene Ontology annotation, biological process: regulation of transcription by RNA polymerase II. Gene Ontology annotation, molecular function: DNA-binding transcription factor activity, RNA polymerase II-specific; RNA polymerase II cis-regulatory region sequence-specific DNA binding.
UUGUUUGAAUACAUCCGAGACAGUCGAACUAAAGAUGUUAUUCUUCAAUAUCACAGUGUCGCGAUAAGCCUAAAAGAAAAGACGUGUUAUUAUUUUUAGUGUGAGUGUUUCGUAAUGGAGUGACGACAAGACAAGGGUAUCACUUGUUUGGAUAUUUGUCUUUGACAGUUUACUAAAUAAAGUAAAACGUAAAUAAUUUAUACAAGUACAAAAUGAAGUUUGUGACUAAGAUCCUAACAUGUGUUCAAAUAAACUGUGAAACAAGAAAUAUGUUGUGCCCGCGUUGCCAAAAGAAGAUUAUUUAUCGGUUUCUACAUGUGAAUCGAUAAAAAAUUCCUCGGAUACAUUAUGAACUUCUUCCAAUCCAAAGAGUUUAAAGAAUUUUUUCUCUUUCGAGAUCCCCCAACUAACAAGCAUGGAGUAAAGAAGACGUCGUGCAAGUUAUCUCGCAUCUGCCUGGCCAGCCAUCUUAGGCUUUGUGUUUCUUCCCAGUGGUUAAAUCCAAUGCUUCAAGCUGUUCGGGGACGUGGAAAGAGUUCUUCAUCCCUUCGAGUUGUCUAGCAGACUCUCGAGAGUGUUUCCUGGGUCGAGUCUGGCAACUUUUCACCAAGCCACCGGAGCGGGGACUUCCGCCGGGGUGACGUGGUGGUCGAUGAUGAACGGCGGCAUCUACGAGGAGAGCCCGCCGCCGGCGCCCCAGAGCGCCGCCACGCCGAUCAGCAACAGCGGCAUGACGAGCCCCGCGGCGCCUCCUCCCGCCACCACCUCCGCCACCUCCAGCUCGUCGCCGGCGAGCGUCACCAGCAACAGCGGCUCGGCGGGGCCGCUCCACAUCCCCGCCAAGCGCCUGCCGUACGGGGAGUGCGCCGAGCCGGGCGUCAUCCGCCACCACGGCCAGCCGUGGAACUACUCGCCCUCGGACAACCACUUCGAGCCGCCGGUGCACCACCAGUACCCCAACGCGCCCACCUACUACAACCUGGCCGACCCCGCCGCCGCCCGCGACUCGCGCAAGACAGCGCUCUUCUGGUCGCCGGCGGCGGCCGCCACCGCCGCCAACAACACCCCCGAGUACAAGUACUCGAGCGUAUCGGCGGCGGGGCCCAGCGACCCCUCGGUCUCCUCCUGCCACCAGGGCUUCUCCUCGUCGUCGUGGUGCAACUACUCGGCCUACUCCUCCGCCUCCAGGCACCACGUGGACCCCCACCAGGCCGUCCCCUAUCUCACGCCUGCAGAUGACCGGGGGCGAGUCGCCGCCGCCGCAGCCAUGGUCGCCGAGAGCAGCUUCGCCCAUGCCCACGAUGGGGGCUACGGACUGAGAAACUACGGACCCGAACCUGUUCCCUCCACACCGUACCCUCCACCAGUUAUGUGGGGAUCAUCCCCAUCUCUUUUUUCCUCAGGUUCUCUGGGUUCGAUGGGCGUGAGCGUUCCGUGCGGGACGAGCGGCAACCCCCUGGAAUGGACGGGCCAAGUGACCGUCCGGAAGAAACGUAAACCCUACUCGAAAUUCCAGACGCUCGAGCUGGAGAAAGAGUUCCUUUUCAACGCCUACGUUUCGAAGCAGAAGCGGUGGGAGCUGGCUCGCAACCUCAACCUGACGGAGCGGCAGGUGAAGAUCUGGUUCCAGAAUCGGCGGAUGAAGAACAAGAAGAAUUCGCAGCGGCAGGCGGCGCAGCAGCAAAAUAACAACAACGCCGCCACCAACAACCAGAACCACCACGGGACGCACCACCACGCCGCGCACCACAUACACGCCCAACACCACGUGGUCAACCACCACGUCUCGGCCAACGGCAGCCUGAAGCACCAUCAGUGACCUAUGGCCUUUUCCGGGGUUGUUUUGGGCCAUCACGGGCUGGCCACCUAGGCCCCGUGCCACAGACUGUUCGAAGGGGUGUGGACUUGCGCAACCCUGGAAUGAACGUUCUUUGCAGUGCCAAAGAGUUAAUUAGGAAAUUUAGGUAUGUGAACGGACGAUAUGGACUUUUGGGCGUGUGCAAAUUAAUUUUGGUGCGAAGCACAUCGUACCCGUUGUUGGGGUAUCGAGAUUAUUGUACCUAUUACUGUACGUGAUGAAUAUUUGCAGCAUGUAAGACUUCUUGUACAUAAAAUGUCGACUGUCGUUGUCAUAGAUUGUAAUUCGUUGGUAAACCUUCAAAGUGUAAUCAAUGUUGCCUGUAGUUCAAUGUGUAUAGUAAAUUAUUGCAGGUAUAGAUGCUAACAUUACCAGCCAUAAUUUCCCUGUGUUACUUAAGUUUUUAUCUCCCAGUUUAUGUAUAUAUUAAAUAAAAAAAAUACUAUUUAGGUACCUGUAAAUCUGUGGCUUGUUGUAUACGGUUGAGCAAAAAUUUUAAUUUUCGUUGACAGUUUUUUAGUUGAUCUAAAUAUAUUGCUUGGUGUAAUGUCACUUACUACUGUAAUAUAUUUUGAAAAAAAACUUCUCUAGAAAUCCGAAUUUUAUUAAUAUUAACUAUUAAACAUGUACUAACUGACCUAAGAAAUAGGUUUUCUUCGUCGCGUGUCUGUAUCAACAUAAAGGAAUUUUUAUUAUUCCACCUAGCUAAAAGGAAGUGUAUAUAAUCUCGAUUUGAAAAAUGUUAUUUCUAAUAGAAAAAUAAUAUGUAUUUUAUUUUCUAUCGAACCGAUUUUUAUUUCAAUUAGAGUAAGUGAACGCAAAUUGUGUUCAUUACCGGCGCCAAUCACGUUGCAAUUUUUAAAAUGAUCUCUGAUUGUGCGCACAUGUUAUACUUAGUUGACUACUUACGUUUUACUUUCAAAAAUUAAGUUUGCUAAUUAUUUAUUGACGACGUUUGCGAUUAGAAUUUUAAAUUUAUGUAAUUUUUAAAUCAUUUUCUACCUAAAUGUUUUAUUAUGAUCUUUGUAUUUUUACUUGUUGUGUUCAAAAUACAUAUUGUUGUGUUUAUGUAUGUAUAUGUAUACACAUAAAUAUUAUUAAGUAUCCCCU